Messenger RNA from Pseudomyrmex gracilis, 672 nucleotides. Its product is annotated as low molecular weight phosphotyrosine protein phosphatase-like. The transcript has 4 exons. Gene Ontology annotation, cellular component: cytoplasm. Gene Ontology annotation, biological process: protein dephosphorylation. Lineage: Eukaryota; Metazoa; Arthropoda; Insecta; Hymenoptera; Formicidae. Gene Ontology annotation, molecular function: acid phosphatase activity; non-membrane spanning protein tyrosine phosphatase activity. The record is from RefSeq and is a predicted model, not a curated record. Bases 112 to 585 code for a protein of 157 amino acids.
ACUCUCUUAUGGUUUGAGCACGUUUGUUUUGAGGUGAGCGCUCAUGCGCGUUUUAUAAAACAUUUUUAACCAAGUUAAAUAGAAAUCAACUUAAAUAGAAACUUUAUUACAAUGUCGCAGAAAAAAAGAGUACUUAUGGUUUGUUUAGGCAACAUAUGUCGUUCACCAAUAGCAGAAGCUGUAUUUGAAAAUGAAAUGAACAAAAGAGGUUUGAGAAAUCAAUGGGAGGUAGAUAGCGCCGCUAUUAUAGGAUACCAUACAGGUAAAAAGCCAGAUCAUAGAGCUUUAAGUACAUUAAAAGAAAACGGCGUUACUAAUUAUUCUCACCGAGCUCGUCAGAUAACACAAGAAGACUUUAAUAAAUUUGAUUGGAUAUUUGGUAUGGAUGAUGCAAACAUUCAAGAAUUAAAUGGAUUAAAGCCAAACGAAUGUAAGGCAAAAGUGGAGCUUUUAGGAAGCUACGAUCCAAGUGGAGAAAUUAUAAUACGAGAUCCGUAUUACGAUAGUGGGAGUGCCGGAUUCCAGAAGGCUUAUGAACAAUGUCUGAGAAGUAUAACAGUGUUUUUGAACAAACACACGAGUUAAUGCAAGAAAUAUAUACUUGAAUAUUAAUUUAUUACAAUGUAAUUAAUUUAGAUUUUAAAGUUCUUAUAAGGAUGGAUACAAUGUACA